Messenger RNA from Naegleria fowleri, 1713 nucleotides. RefSeq lists its product as uncharacterized. The transcript has a single exon. Bases 1 to 1713 code for a protein of 570 amino acids. NCBI's taxonomy places the organism in Eukaryota, Heterolobosea, Eutetramitea, Acrasida, Naegleriidae. The record is from RefSeq and is a predicted model, not a curated record.
AUGAAUCGACAUGAAUUCUUUGGUGCUCUUCCGUUCAUGUGUCCAUUCUCUCAACUCAAUCAACACUAUGAGGAAUUUCUUCUCUCUCAUCCAUACAAGUCCAAUAACAACCAUGUUUAUUGUACAGAAUUUUCUAAUUUUUUACAACAACAGUAUUCUCAUGUGAUGGAGGACGCUUUCAUUAUAUUUGAAGGCUGUUGUUGCGUGAUGGAUGAUCGGGAUGAACAACACUUUUUCUUUGAUUCAGUCCAAACUGAUCCGGCACAAAUGAAAGCGAAAUUAAUUUUGAUUAAAUUGAAUGGAUUGUAUUUGAGUAAGGCUUUGGAAAGAAAAUUCUUUUCAUCAUCAUUGUUUGUGGAAUCAGAUUUGGAAGGAAAUGAGGAUCCAAAUGCGCUCAUUUACUCAAAGGUUUCUAAAUCUACAAUCAUUACUGCCAACCCCAACACCACCACGACAAUGAAUAAUGCAAAUAACCAUAUGAAUAGUAGUAAUAAUGGCGGAGCUAGCUCUCAAUCAAGCUCAUCCAAAGGAGAACCGGCAAAAAAGAAGAGAAAAAGUAAUGUUACUAUUGUGUCCUAUAAUGAAACAAAUAAGGGACGUAUACAAUUAUUGGAACAGUGUGGAAUUGUACAUUUGAAUCAAACAACAAAAAAUUAUGAAUUGCAUGAUCAUGUGUUUAUUCUUUGCCUCGUUUUGGACACUAAAUGUUACUUGAUUGAUCACACAGCAAUUGAAAAGAUCACUAAACCUAUACUUGCCCCAAGUAGCAAUAAUAGCACGCCUCAAAAAGAUCUCAAUUCAUCAAAGGGAGAUUUAUUAAUUGAUGAAGAGAUUUUGAAAGAGGCAGAACGCAUUUACAAGGAGCACUUGCAGAAAAAUGGAAAGACUAAGCCUGAGUCUGAGCUAAUACUUCAAAAUUCCAAGUCUAAUUUAGGGAACAGCACUCCCCAAAAUGAGGAAGAGAAAAUUCCCUAUCUUGGAAUUACUGCAUCAUUUGUGACUCUACGACUGUACCAUUUAAUGUCAGAAUAUGAACCACAAAGCGACAAUGACAAAAUAUCAACCACGGAGCAGAAAAUAAGUUCCUCAAAAAUGGCCCUCGAUCAAGCUCUUGCAUUGAUGUUGAAAUGUCUGAAACCUGUGGAUGCGAGUAUGAUCAUUAACUUGACUUUAGAAAAUUCGGAAACUUUACACAAAAAUCCUUCACAACCUAACGAACAACCACAAUCCUACCAUCAACAAGAACCAGAACAACACAAAGAAGAACUUGCCAAAACCUGCUCUAAUUAUCCAUCACUUGCAUUCCAGCAAGAAUUGUACAACAAGUGGAACAACAAUGGUGAACUAAUCUCUCUCUUGAAGAACCACCCAGUGAUUUUGAACAUUGGAAGUGAAAAAAAGGCAUCACCUAAAUGGUUGCAAACUGAAGAUGAUGACAUUUAUUACCGAUCAUUGACAGAUAUUGCAACAUUGUACACGAAAUCCAUGUUAAGAACCAAGUCUCAUGAUAUUCAACAAGAACAAUUAGCUCUCAAACAACUUGAAUCUAAGCACCUUAGUUCUAUCGAAAAUUUGUGUAAAUUAAGCGACAUGAGUACUUUGGAUGAACAGUCUUUGCAAAAUUUAGACCGUGAAAUUGGCAAGUUGAGAGAAAUUCAAGAAACUUUGUUGCUAUGUGAGAAGGUUAUUCCUGUCAAACCUUACUCUUAUUGA